This is a messenger RNA of Lactuca sativa (garden lettuce), 1004 nucleotides long. RefSeq lists its product as uncharacterized. The record is from RefSeq and is a predicted model, not a curated record. Gene Ontology annotation, molecular function: mRNA binding. NCBI's taxonomy places the organism in Eukaryota, Viridiplantae, Streptophyta, Magnoliopsida, Asterales, Asteraceae.
ACUUUGCAAAACAUAUUUAGUUCAAAACCCUCUUCCCCAAUUUCAUUCCGAAUCAACGAACAAGAACCCUAACAUUUUACUCCAAUUCACAACUGAAGCGUGAGAUCCGUUUGUUGAAGGAAAGAUGUCGAAUCCACCGAAUUCCUCUGCAUCUUCUUCUUCCCAGUUCACAUACUCCAACAACAAUGGCUCGUAUUUUCCGAUGCCCUUCCACCUUCAACAACCCCAAACAUACCCUGCUGCAGCUCCUCCUCCUCCGCCUUCGGUCGUUCAAUUCCCCGCUCCACCUCCCGCCUACGCUACUCCAUCCACUUCUGUCCCUGGAGUCUACUUUCCCCAGUUCCAGCAGGCACAACAGCUAUUUCAAAGGGAUGCACAAACAAUUACACCUGAAGCUCUAGAAAGUGUAAAGGCUGCACUUGCAAGCAGUGAAGUGGAGCAUAAAGCAGAGGUCAAAAAGAGAGCCAUACCUCGUAAAGCAGCUGGUCAAGCUUGGGAGGAUCCAACACUUGCAGAGUGGCCAGAAAAUGAUUAUCGUCUAUUUUGUGGAGAUCUUGGAAAUGAGGUUAAUGAUGAUGUUCUUUCAAAAGCUUUUCAAAGAUUUCCUUCGUUCAACAUGGCAAAGGUUGUCCGAGAUAAGCGAACUGGAAAGACAAAAGGGUAUGGAUUUGUGAGUUUUUCUAACCCAACCGAUCUUGCUGGUGCUCUUAAGGAAAUGAAUGGGAAAUAUGUUGGUAAUCGGCCAAUCAAACUGCGCAAGAGCAACUGGAAAGAGAGAACAGAUGUCGAGGCCUUGGCCAGACAAAAGAAACAUACACAGAGAAAAAAACAACUCCCGAAAAAGAGUGUCUUGCACAAGUGAUUAUGAACAUAUGCCCCCUUUGCUUUUUGACCUUUUUGUAUUUUUGCAUUCAGAUGAUAGACUGGUUUUCUGUUUGCAUGUGUAAGGAUAAAUCUUUACUAAAAGAAUUAUAGAAUGGUAUUUUUUUUUAUGCUGAUUAAAA